Pollicipes pollicipes is the source of this 3096-nucleotide messenger RNA. Its product is annotated as phospholipase A2 inhibitor. The record is from RefSeq and is a predicted model, not a curated record. Gene Ontology annotation, cellular component: extracellular matrix. Gene Ontology annotation, molecular function: protein binding. NCBI's taxonomy places the organism in Eukaryota, Metazoa, Arthropoda, Thecostraca, Pollicipedomorpha, Pollicipedidae.
AUACCGAGCGGUGCGUUCCGUCGGUUGCACAACGUCCACACGCUCAAUCUCCACAGCAACAAGAUCGAGGCAAUACCGCGACAGGCCUUCACCGGCCUCUCCAACAUGUCCCGACUGAGCCUCUACGACAACAACAUCGCCAAAGUGGACGACGACGCCUUCUACGGUCUGCCCAGCCUGCUCAGUCUGAACCUGAUGCAGAACCAUCUGACUGCGGUACCAUCGAAGGCGAUUCAUUCACUGACCGCGCUUGAGCGACUGGAGCUACAAAUCAACCACAUCACCGACAUCAAGACCAACGACUUCACAGGACUGAGCAAGUUGGACAGCCUGCUGCUGGAAAACAACCGGAUCAAGGCACUACCAGCGCGCGCCUUCACCGAGCUCAGCCAGCUGACUAAGCUCAACAUCGAGCACAAUCAGGUGGCCUACAUCGACAAGCUCGCCUUCCAGGGACUCGAGCAGACUCUGGAAUGGCUGUCACUGGGGGACAACAAGAUCUUCGGCAUCCCCACGCAGGCGCUCCGCGGUCUUCACCGGCUCAAGCAGCUCGACCUCAAGCACAACAACAUCUCCAUCAUUCCGGAGGACGCAUUCGAGGGCUUUGGGCAGUCGCUUAAGUUCUUGUGCCUGCAGAAAAACCACAUCAAGACCAUCCCGCCGGGCACCUUCAUGCAGAUGCACUCGCUGGAGUGGCUGAAACUCAGCAAUAACGAAAUCACCACCAUCCCACUGGAGACGGUGGAGAGCUUGCUGGACUCACUCGAAGUCAUUGACCUUUACCAGAACCCGCUGGUAUGCAACUGCGAGCUAGUCUGGUUCAAAGAGUGGAUCGACCGGCAUUCGGACGACGAAGAGUUCCAGACGUUACACCACGAGCCGCAUUGCCGCAAGUUCGACAGCAAGCACAUUGUGAGCGUGAAGAAGCUGCCCGCCUCCGAAUUCAACUGCCCGACCAGCGGGCAGCCGUCGGCUGCGGAGGCGGCCGCCUGGCCGGCGUUGCUGGCCGCCGCCUGCGCCGCUGCCCGACGCCCGCAGUAGCUCCACCCCGCCCUCCCACGCUCGGACAGCGGCACGUCCGCCGGCUUCCGGGCGUGACGGGCGCAGACGUCAGACGACGCCCAGCUGGAUUUCGUCGCCAUUUGGACCUGGCGACCCGAAUAUGGCGGCAUCCUGGGAAGCCGAUCCGAAUACGGCGGCGUCGUGGGAGGUCGAUCCGAAUACGGCGGCUUCGUGGGAAGUCGAUCCAAAUAUGGCGGCUUCGUGGGAAGCCGAUCCCAAUACGAAGGCUUCGUGGGAGGCUUUUAGUCCAGAUUCAUGUGCGGCGUUACAGAGGCACUCAAAGCAAAAGGGCAGCCGGAGGGGUUUCCGUUUGACGUAGAAACGAGAGCAAGAGAAGUGGAUAAUCGCUUCGGCGAGCCAGUUUACCGUCGGAUAGCUGCGGGACCUUGGAGCAUUUACCGCAAAGUGCGUAGAACUCUCCGGCACUCCAAGCUGAGCUGCGACAGCCAAACAGGGCUCAAGCAUCUAAAAAGGUUUGUCUUAAAUUUAUCUUCGAACCGCUGGCCAAUGAGGAAACGUAAAAAGGAAACAAGAAAAACUAAGCGUGAACGAUGGCAUCUUAAAAUAAUUACACAUGUAAUUAUUUGAACUUAUGCCAUUCAAGCACAUUGGGUGCACCUAGGAAGUAAGAAGUGAUGGCAGAAUCUCUCCGAGGGCAUGAAGCCGACACGGUCGAUGGCCCCCUAAAUAAGCGGCGUAAGCGGCGCAGUCGCGUUCAGGCCUGGAAAAUUACGAAGUUUCACCGACCGGGUUCGGGGAAAACCUGCCCGUCGGCAAGAGGGGCCCCAGCCACCCUGUCCGCCAGGUGGGGAGUUUCACCCCGUCCUCGCAUGCGUGGCAUGCUCGCCGGGCGGACCACGAGACCAGCGCGGCAUGUAACGCCGCAGCGUGCAGGGAGUGUGCCACGCCCACGCCCGUGCCGCACACAUGCGCACGCGAGCAGCCGCGACUAAGAGGGGCGCAAGGGGAGGAGGUGGCUGUUUUCAAAGCCAGUCGUGUGGCUUAGCUGUGUCAAAUGUUCCACCGCGCACGUGCCCGUCUUGGCGCUCGCUGGCGACGGGCGUGUGCGCGCAUCGCGGCGGCCCGCCCGCCAGGCCUUGCUGCCUCCGUUCGCGGCACGCGCAUCAGCAGCUCAACAGCCUGCGCGAGACUGCGGUGACGGUGCGGCCCGGCGAGCCACCGGAGGGGCAGGCGUGGGGCUCGAGCCCGGCCGGCCGCUGCUCCCAGUGGCAGCGCCGGCCGAGACUAACCGCGGCCACCGUCGGCAGGCCGCCACCGCAGCGCCCGCACCCAGCGGCCGACGCGGCGCGCUCGCUCGCCGCAGGCAUCAGUUGUGAUUUGCCAAGGUGUUACCGCUCGGCCGGUACAAAGAUCAUAUCAUUGGUGGCCUCCGUGUGUUCCGUCUCCGGCGCGGCUGUCGACCGGUGGCAGCCGGCCGCCGCUAGGCUAAGGUUUGCUGUUGUUUCGGUUGUCCGCUCUACGUCACUGCUGUUGCUUCGUCUCCUGCGCCAGUUAGCGCGUCGUUUUAGCUCCGUGAGCGUUGCCGUUAGCGAGCUAUCGGUGUCGUGUUCUCUAUUCCCUCCCUGCGGUUUGACGCGACCGGGGCACCUCCCACUGCCCUCGGGAAGGUGGACGGGUGGCGACGCUCCACUCAGAGGACGGCGCCGGGGCCCCGAUUGAGGCCGGGGGGCGCCUGGCCCGCCUGCGGCGGCAGCGACGACGCAGGCCAGCUCUCGGCCAGCAAGACAAGGCCCUGGCUCAUCCCAAGUCAGUCGAGAUCGCCACCCCGCCACGCAGAGGUGCCCAAGGCUCGCCAGCCGUUUCGACACUGUUGCCGCGUGCGUUUUGAUAUAGUCGAUCGUUAUCGCUGUUCCAUUUCUCCGUAUCUGGUAUGACCAAUGUUGCGGUCCUGGCGAUGAUCCGCGUAUUUUUCUACAGAAGUGGGGCUGCUAUCGAGGCAGGACCGCAUCAUUGCUGCGCAUACCUCGGCUUGCUAUAUACCUCUCAAUUGUCGUGAAUAAAGUACGAUCUACA